GCUUGGUCCUCUCAAAAAAUUUUCCUACUCCGUUUUUCUCUCCAUCUCGUAUUCUUUACAUAGCCUUCUCCCCGGCUCCCUGCCUCUCACACACAACACAUAUCACCAUCACAAUAGAAAAAACAAUGGCUCCCACGGAAGGUAUCCCCGAGGUUGCGGCUGCUGCCGAGAUCAAGAAGGACGCUGUUGCCGAGCAGCCCAAGUUGGACCUCCCUCACCUGUCCGAGGGCGAGGCGGCCAAGGUUGUGAAGCAGGUCAAGCACUACUUCACCGACGCGAACCUCAACCACGACAACUACAUGGUCAAGAGCCUUAAGGAGGAGGACGGAUGGAUCAAGGUCACCCAGCUUGCGCGGUUCAACCGGAUCCGCCAGCUGCUGGGCGUGCCGACCGAUGCGCCCCAGCAGAAGAAGCGCGGCAAGCAGCCCCGCUUCGUCCCAGUUCCUGAGGAAUUCAUCCAGCUGCUGGGCAAGACAAUCAAGGAGGGUCUUGCUGGCGAGGAGACGCUGGAGGUGAAGGAGGACGGUUCGGCGAUCCGGCGCACUGUCGAGUUCACGCCGUCGGGCGACUGGUACGAGCGCACUGUGCACUUCAAGGGCCUUGACUACGGCCGCGAGAACCCCGAUCUUAUCGACGAGCUGACCGACUUCUUCAGCGCCAAGGGCAAGGUGAUGCUUGUGCGCCUGCGCCGCAACCCCAAGACCAAGGCGUUCAAGGGCAACGUCCUCGUCGAGUUCGACACCAAGGAGGCUGCCGAGGAGGUCUCGAAGCUGACUGACCUCGAGUACAAGAGCAAGAAGCUUGAGCCGGCUAUGCUGUCCGCAUACCACGACGAGAAGCAGGCUGCCGACGAGUAUAUCCAGCCCGAGCUGCAGAAGCCUGGCGCCGAGUACCAGUCGUUCGAGGACUACUGCAAGGCGCAUGGCCGCGAGGUGCCGGCUAUCCAGGGCGAGCGCAAGCAGAAGCGCGAGGAGCCCAAGGAGGUCGAGGUUGAGAUUGAGUCGCUGGUCAAGUUCUCGGGCGUUGAGGGCGAGGUCGGCUUCCCGCAGCUCAAGGAGCUGUUCAACACUGUUGGACCGGUCCGGUUCAUCGACUACGAGCGCGGCAGCCCCGAGGGCAUUGUGCGGUUCCGCCAGCCCAUCGCCAAGGAGGUCGUCGAGAAGAACGCUGAGGGCAUCAUGAUGGACGGGCUCACGCUCAAGCUGGCCGAGGUUGAUGAGGAGGCCCACAAGGCAUUCGUGGAGCGCGCCAAGACUGCUGUCGAGAACUCGUCGGCGCGCGGCGGCAACGACAGGAAGCGCCGGGGCAACUUUAGCGGCGGCCGCGGUGGCAAGCGUGGACGCCACUAAGCUCCCCCAGGACUUGGCUGGAUGCGAUAUCGAUAUUUCUUUUUUAAAAUACAUGAUGACAUGGGAAUGUAACCUCGCAAAAGUC
Molecule: messenger RNA, 1434 nt
Organism: Linderina pennispora
Lineage: Eukaryota; Fungi; Kickxellomycota; Kickxellomycetes; Kickxellales; Kickxellaceae
Exons: 1
Coding region: 126-1349 (407 amino acids)
Cellular component (GO): nucleus
Molecular function (GO): mRNA binding
Source: RefSeq, a predicted model, not a curated record